AAGGGACGCGCAGGGGGGAAAUGGCGGCGGCGACCGCAGCGGCCUCGCAGAGCACCCCCGGCAAAAUGGAGCCCCCGGCGGCCCCCGCGGCCUCCGCGGCGCCUCCGCCCGCGCCCAACGGGGCGACCGGCGCGGGGGGGCCGCCCCCCAAGAGCGAAGGGGAGAGACCAGCCCAGAACGAGAAGAGGAAGGAGAAGGGCGUGAAGAGGGGCGGGAACCGCUUCGAGCCCUACGCCAACCCCGCCAGGAGGUACCGAGCCUUCAUCACCAACAUCCCCUUCGACGUCAAGUGGCAGUCCCUGAAGGACCUGGUCAAAGAGAAAGUUGGUGAGGUAACAUACGUGGAGCUCUUAAUGGACGCUGAAGGAAAGUCAAGGGGAUGCGCGGUGGUGGAGUUCAAGAUGGAGGAGAGCAUGAAGAAGGCGGCCGAGGUCCUCAACAAGCACAGCCUCGGAGGGAGACCCCUCAAAGUGAAAGAGGAUCCCGACGGGGAGCACGCCAGGAGGGCGAUGCAGAAGGUGAUGGCAGCAGCUGGAGGGAUGGGAAUCGGGCCCGGCCCCGGCGGCCCCGGCAUGAUCAACAUCCCCCCCAGCAUCCUGAACAACCCCAACAUUCCCAACGAGAUCAUCCACGCCCUGCAGGCAGGGAGAUUGGGAAGCACCGUCUUCGUGGCCAAUCUGGAUUACAAGGUUGGCUGGAAGAAGCUGAAGGAGGUGUUCAGCAUGGCCGGGGUGGUGGUCCGGGCUGACAUCCUGGAGGACAAGGAUGGGAAGAGCCGCGGGAUCGGCACCGUCACCUUCGAACAGGCCAUCGAGGCCGUGCAGGCCAUCUCAAUGUUCAAUGGGCAGCUGCUCUUUGACAGACCCAUGCACGUCAAAAUGGACGAACGAGCCUUUCCCAAAGGAGAUUUCUUCCCUCCGGAGAGACCCCAACAACUCCCUCAUGGUCUUGGUGGUAUUGGCAUGGGAUUAGGACCUGGAGGUCAACCUAUUGAUGCAAAUCAUUUAAACAAAGGCAUGGGAAUGGGCAACAUGGGACCUGGAGGCAUGGGAAUGGAAGGCAUGGGCUUUGGAAUGAAUAAAAUGGGAGGAAUGGAAGGUCCCUUCGGUGCCAUGGAAAACAUCGGGCGCUUCCCAGCUGGGAUGAACAUGGGCAGGAUGGCUGAGAUGGAUCGUGCCAUGGGGGGAGGAUUUGAAAGAGAGUUUGGAAGAAAUGAAAUGGGAAUGUCCCGAAGUUUUGGAGAGACCUUGGAGAGAGGGAUAGGUGGUGGAAACGCCAGCAUUCCUGGGAUUGAGAGGAUGGCACCUGGCAUUGAUCGUAUGGGCUCGGGAAUAGAGAGGAUUCCUGCUGGGAUGGGGCACGGGAUGGAGAGAGUGGGCUCAGAGAUAGACAGGAUGGGGCUGGUGCUGGACCGGAUGGGCUCCAACGUGGAGCGGAUGGGCUCGGGAAUCGACCGCAUGGCCCCGCUGGGCAUCGACCACAUCGCCCCCAACAUGGAGAGGAUGGGCCCGGCCAUGGAGCGGAUGGGCUCCGGGAUAGAGCGGAUGGGCUCCGGGAUAGGCUUCGGCAUCGACCGCAUGGGCGCCGCCAUCGACCGCGUGGGCGGCGCCAUGGACAGGAUGGGCGCGGGCGUGGAGCGCAUGGGCUCGGGCAUGGAGAGGAUGGGCCUGGGCCUGGAGCGCAUGGUGCCCGCCGGCAUGGGAGCGGGCAUGGGGCAGGUCCUGGAGAGGAUGCCCGCGGGGCUGGAGCGCAUCGGGGCCCCCCCCAUGGAGCGGAUCGGCAUCGAGCGCAUGGGAGCCGCCGGCAUGGAGAGGAUGGGCCUGGAGCGCAUCGGAGCCACCAACAUGGAGAGGAUGGGCCCACCCAUGGGGCAGGGCAUGGGAGCGGGCAUCGAGCGCAUGGGACUGGCCAUGGGCAGCAACUUCGAGAGGCCCAUGGACAUGGAGCGAGGAAACUUCGCCGGCAACUUCGCCGGUCCCCUGGGAGGAACCGGAGGCCCCGCGGCGGGGGUGGCCCGGAAAGCCUGUCAGAUCUUCGUGAGAAACCUGCCUUUUGAUUUUACAUGGAAAAUGCUGAAAGAUAAAUUCAAUGAAUGUGGGCACGUGCUCUACGCCGACAUCAAGAUGGAGAACGGCAAGUCCAAGGGCUGUGGGGUGGUGAGGUUCGAGUCUCCCGAGGUGGCGGAGCGCGCGUGCCGGAUGAUGAACGGGAUCCAGCUGCGCGGCCGCGAGAUCGACGUGCGGAUCGACCGCAACGCCUGAGCCCCUCCCCCACCCCCU
Molecule: messenger RNA, 2279 nt
Organism: Empidonax traillii (willow flycatcher)
Lineage: Eukaryota; Metazoa; Chordata; Aves; Passeriformes; Tyrannidae
Gene: HNRNPM
Product: heterogeneous nuclear ribonucleoprotein M
Exons: 16
Coding region: 21-2261 (746 amino acids)
Biological process (GO): alternative mRNA splicing, via spliceosome; regulation of mRNA stability involved in response to oxidative stress
Cellular component (GO): cytoplasm; post-mRNA release spliceosomal complex; nucleus
Molecular function (GO): mRNA binding
Source: RefSeq, a predicted model, not a curated record